CACGUGUCGACGCGCGCGGGUGCGAGUGUGCGGGUGCGAGUGCCACAGCGAGCCGCCCCAACAAGCAUGAUCUAGUGCCGUGAACGGUCAUCUAUGUGAUCCGGCGAGAACGGGACGCGGAUCGGGAGCAGCUGCAGGCCGGAUUUCUUGAACGCAACAGAUCGAGGAAAGAAUGAACCAUGUCCCAGAUACCCUCCCCGCGUCUCCGACACUACAGAACCAUGACAGCCAUCUGCUUCGUGUGCAACCUGCCAAUCCUGUCGCACCAGGUGGGUCUGGUGUGGCAGGGCGGCAACGGAUGGGACGAUCUCGUCCGCGAGCAGCUCGAAGAGUCCACCAUCAAACAAAGAUUGGGCGGCAGACGCGACUCCUCGACCCAAAUAUGCAGCAUCUCGCCGCCGACCGAGACCCAGGAAUCAUCGCCUCCCGCCACAGGUGGCACUCGUCGUAGACGCAGCUCCCUCGCCCAGCUGACGGACAUCUUAAGAGAUUGGAGCGGUUCGUCGAAAAAACAACAGAAGCAACUAUGCCGUCGCGAAACGCUGGCGGAUCUGGCCCGUUCCUUGCCGUGGGGUCGACAAACGACGACGGAGCAGGGACCCACACCUUCGAUUACCACAACCAGAAAACGGCGGGAGUCGAGCGCCGACUCCGGUAUCCGUUCAAUGGGCUCGAAGUCGAGGAGGGACUCAGCUACAAACGCGUUAUCCGACUUCCGAUCAGAGGUGGCGAAGCUAUGGAGGAGAGACACCACCACAACGGUUUUGAGCCCAAAUUCGAAUCGAAGGGGCAGCGGCGAAUCCAGCAAAAGCGGAAGGAGGGAUUCGACAUCACAUUCGUAUGGGACAUCCAGAAGAGGUAGCGGGGAAAGUGGACGAAGCGGCAGAAGGGAUUCUAGCUCUAUUACUCCGCCACCGCCCAAAAUUGUCUCAGCGCAUAAGAAACGAAGGGAUUCCAGGCCGAAGAACGAAGCUGGUACCACUCUAGAAACGGGUUACUACCGUCAGGAUCAGCGACCUUCAACCUCUUCCACCGCUUCUGAUUCCGUACCUCCAACUCUACCAAUAACAAUAGUGCCAACGACAGUUGAAUGCAGCACUCAGGCACUUCCUCCCCCGACAAUCAUUAUGUCCAGCGUUACUCCGCCAUCUACGUCCCCGACGGUGCCUUCACCGAGCGCCCCAACUCUACCUUUACCAACGAUGCCGUCAAAUACCACGACGACAGCAACAUCCCCACAACCCACGUCGCAAGCCACCACACCUACCCAUCCAUUAUUGAGCACUAGAAGGGACUCAACCACGCAGUGUGGCCGAUUGGGCAGAAGAGAUUCGAGGAGCCACGCCAGUCCGGAGAGGAGCAAAUUGUCCAGAUUGCAAAGACAAAAUACCGCAUACGACGAGAGUUGUCUGCCACCAGGUGGAUGGAGUAGAAGGGGUUCACAACCCACAGCUUUGAGCCCGGACGUCGAUGACACCGGCAGGAAAGCAAGACGGGAUUCCCUUAGCCCAGAUUCCGCCUCCAGGGGCCGCAGAGACUCCAGGUCUCACCUCAGUCCAGACCGAUCCGGAGAAAGAGAUAUAAGUCCGGUGCGUCGCGGCCGGAGAACGCUGCGCCGUCAGUCGACGAGCGUGGCCCAGAGAGGUGGUCCAGGUGGGGGUCAUGGAGGUCGGUCGCCGGAUUCUUCCAGCUGCUCGAGUCGCGAUCCGUCGCCCUGCAACAGAGGUGGUGGACCACCACCCACCAACGAGAACUAUCGCCCUGCCAUCCGAAGACAAUCGACCACCGAGGAGAUUUUAAUCGCCAGGGGGUUUCGCAGACAAUCCACCACUGAAGAAAUGAUUCGGUGUCGCAAUUUCCGUCGUCAGAGCUCGCAAAGCGACGACUGUCAAAGAUACAGGGGGCGACGUGAUUCGAGCGCCCAGAUCUUGGACGGCACAAUUGCUUCGAUGACCGUGGAAACUUCCAGUACGUUUUUUGAUUCAAGUACACAAACAGAGCCUUCACCGCUGUACGACAACAACCACUACCACGAAGAAUGCCUGCGUUGCAACUCGUGCGGCCUCAACCUGACCGGGCCGAAUCAGAAGCGGGCGCGGCGCUUCAAGAACCAGAUACUGUGCGAUCUGCACUUCGCCGACGUCGCGCUCAUGGAGUGCUCCGACUUCAUGCAGCAGCUGCGCAGCUUCAAGCCGCAGUCGUUGGGAUGCGCGGUAGCGAGGCGCAAAUCGUCCACGACGCUCAUCUUUCCCCUGCCCCCGCAAGCUUGUUCAGAUGAGUUCUGCGAGGAGUUCCCGCACAACUUCAUCCCGACACCGGGCUACUGGAUCGAGUGUUCGAGACAGAAGAUCGCCUCGGACACGAUCUGGGAUGAGUCCGAGUCGGAUCACGAGAUCCAAGAGGGCGACGAGGAGGAUCACACCGACGGGACGGAGGAGAACGGUUUGAUAGCGCGCAGGAAGGAACGGAGUUGCGACGAUUUGUACGAGGACGACGAGGACGACGACGAUUCGUCGCUUCCCAGGAAGAAGACGACGAUCGAGGAACAGUGGGAGAAGAAUCAAGGUUUCGAGCUGACUAGCGUCGAACAGGAGACGUACGAGAAGUACUUUUACGGCACUGAACACUGGAAUUACUUCACCAAUGACGAGGAUCUGGGGCCGGUAAUUCUGUCCAUAAAGCAGGAAACGCUCAACGGGAGAGACCAGUUCAGGAUUUUGGUCAGGGCGAUCAGUUACACAGUCCACGGAUUAAUACCUGCAAGUUGCGUGUUCGCCGAUCGGUACAACAGAGAAGAAGUGGUACGUUCGUUGGGCAAGGAGGUAAACAUCAAUCCGCCCCUGAUCCUCGGCCAACUUCCCGACACACCUGAGGAGUUGCUCAAACUGGACCAGGUGUUUAUAAAAUCGGAGCUGAAAGUUGGAGUGAUUUAUGUUAAAGAAGGACAAUACACGGAGGAAGAAAUCUUAGACAAUAACGACAAUUCUUUCAUGUUCGACGAAUUUCUGCAGAUUAUGGGCGAAAAAAUUCGCCUGAAAGGCUUUGACAAAUACAAAGGCGGUCUGGACACAGUCCAUGAUUUGACUGGUCUGUAUUCGGUUUACACGAAUUGGAGAAACAUUGAGAUAAUGUUUCAUGUCAGCACGCUGUUGCCGUACGAGAAACACGACCCGCAAAAGUUACAGAGGAAAAGACACAUUGGAAACGAUAUUGUUUGCGUUGUGUUCCUGGAAGCCGACAAUACAUCCUUUUCCCCGGCUUGUAUAAAGAGCCACUUUUUACACACCUUUAUCCUUGUACGAACAUCGCCGCGAAUUAAACGAAAACCGACUAGAUACGAAGUCUCGGUAGUCACAAGGGACGAAGUCGGGGCGUACAAACCGUAUUUGUGGGAACAGAGCGUGUUCGACAAAGGUCCGAUGUUCAGAGAAUGGUUGUUGACUAAAAUAGUUAACGGAGAAAGGGCCAGUUAUUCGGCACCCAAGUUCGCAAGGAUGCAGGAACGAACCAGGUCUCAGAUGCUCGAGGAUAUCGUCGCCAAUUUGCAGAACCACGCCGAAACUGGACAGAUUCCAAAACCUUACCGAAGAGGAUCUUGGAGACCCAUAGGUCAUAUGCGUCCUUCGUCACCGCUGCUGGACAGUGUACGUGAUCAAUUUGAAGACUACGACCAAAUCGCCAAGGACUUCACGAAGAUGUUCCUCAACAACGAGGCGAACACCUUGCAGAACGCCCAACUGUUCGACGUCGUCUUCAUGGUGGGUCAGAGCAAACAGAAGGUUAAACUUGUGGGCGUGAGAGCUAUACUGGGUGUCCGAAGUAGGGUGUUCCAAGAGAUGUUAUAUGGGAUACAGACUGGUAAGUGGUUCGGUUCACCGCAGGUUCCUGUGGCGGAUAUACUCGCCAGACCAGUGCCCACGUUGAUGUCACCGCAGCAAAGCAGACCGAAGAGCAGCAACUUCCUGCAGGUGCCGGACAUCGAAUCGCCACGACCGAAGAGUGUUCCCAGUUCACCGAUGGUGAAACGGGCCUUCACCAGAUUAGGCACAAUCACUGCGGGCUGGGGACGGUCCAUCAGAAAGCACAAUGCACAAACUCUUUCCGCAGAAGACAAGAAGAAAUGGGCCAGCAGCCAUGACUGUUCUAAUAAGGAAAACAAGGAUAAGGAAGGUAAAGAUAAACCGUCUUUAAGUCAACUUCCAGUUCCCAGAUUAUCAGUCUGUGCAGACGCCCAAAAAGUGGACAGAGCAAAACUGGCACAAACUGAAUUCUCCAUCAUCGAAUUCGAUCCGGAAACCUUCAGAAUCUUGCUGGAUUAUCUGCACACCGGCUCAUGUCCUUUAACGUGCAUAACGAUCCCAGGAUUGAUUUGCGCCGCCGAACAUUAUGAUCUUCCCGAAUUGCUUCAAGCUUGUUUCCAUCAUGCGAAACAAUUCCUUAGAAUCGAAGUCGUGUGCAGUAUGUUGGUGUCACUUGAGAACUACUACUGGCGAUACACCUCAGCAUCGGAGUUGGUGAACAUGAUUCUGGCGUUCGUGGAAACCAGAGCGUACCAGCUGUUCCAACGCACCGAAUUCUUGAACCUGAGCGAAUCGAUGGUGCAGAUGAUAAUGUGCAGGAACUUGGAGGUGCCGGAGGUGAGGAAGUUCGAGGCCAUGUUGGCGUGGGCCAGACACAAAAUCCGCACAAAGACCUCCAGCAAGCUCGACGCUAAGCUCGAGUUCAAAUGCGUUAUGGAGAGACUGGCGAGGGAUUUGAAAUUAUAUAGGAUUUCCCCGCAGGAACUCAUCAAGGUUGUGCUGCCGUCGAAGGCCAUCAAGAACGAACGCAUCCUGGAGACGCUGAUGUUCCAGGCGAAUUCGGGCAUGUAUCGCAUCCAAGAUUCGUAUAUCAAGGAAUGCACGCAAAGACUGCAAAAACAGGAUUCCCGAUUCUCCGAAUGGGAGUCCUUCGACUACAGCAAUUAGACAAGCGCACGUAAAAUUAUUGACUUGAUCCUGUGCAAAAUUUUAUUAAGGGACAAUCUUUUCGUGUGGUUUUCUUGGCAAAAAAUUGAAUAUGUGCGUUGAUAUUAGAUGCCAUGACAUCCGGGAACAAGUGUACAUGUUUUAUAUAUAUACACAUACAUAUAUGAAUAUAUAACGUUAAAAACAAGUAAAUAAUAUUUAAAUAUUGGUGUAUUGCAGGACAAUCUGUUAUAAAAAAAAUACUAAAUGUUUGCCUUGUGUGUAAAGAUUUCGAAAAAACGCAGACACGGAAACCUCCUUUUAGGUCAAAAAAAUUAAAGUCAAUUCAAUGCAAAUAAUAAAAGUAAUCUGUUAAGUAAUUCAAUUGAAAAAAGAAUAAAAAUAUAAUUCAGAAAUUUAAGUACAAUUUAAGGUAAUAAUUAAUAAUCAAAACGUUAAAGAUAUGUUUUUUCAAAAAUAACAUAAAUAAACAAAAUUAGAACAUUAAAUUACAAAUAAAUAAUUCAUGUUGGAUUGGCUUUAACUUCUGAUUAUUGGAAUUAAUAUCCACCCUAUUAAACGUAAUCAUUAACUGUUAUAGUCCGAGUUAAUGGUCAGUUAGCUUCAGACUAUAACAGUUCUUGUUAACUGUCUACGCUUAUUAUACUAAAUAUUUAAUUCCCUUUAUUGUAUAAAAAAAUAAUAUACUCUGAAAGUUAUUGGAUAUUUCUAUAUAACUCGUAUUUAUUUAACAUUAACGUCAGUUUUUACAAGAAAGAACAAUUAGAACAAUGUGGAAUAAGCAGACCCUAUCGUUCCAACAGGAAUUGAAUUUAUGUAAAAUGCAUGGAAAUCAACAAGAACAACAUGUAAAUAAUCGUGCAACUCCUGAAUUUAAAAAAUUCUAUGCAUUUUACUUUGGUCGAGCUCAUUUACGUGCACACUUCCUUUUAAAAAACAGUGACGGUCAAAACUGAAACUGAUUUUUUUCUUUAAAUAUAUCACACCACGACAAUAUAAAUAAAUAAUUGAAUAAUAUUGAAUGAACAAGUCAGUUUUGACUGACUUUCGUUUUUUGGAUCAAUCACAUUCGGCAGGUUGUGUGGACCUUGUUCAUAUUAAAUAUAAUCUAGUAAAUAAAAUCCCAAGUUGGUCUUUGUAUUAUAUGUGUUCGAUGUUCUUGAUUGGAAUAAAAAGACACAAAGUCUCUGUGUUUUAAGACUAAAUAUAUUUUAACUACUUUAGAUAGCAAAAAAUGUUGACAUAUUUUGAUACUAAAUAAAUAAAAACAGAAAUAAACAAUGCUAAUGAUUUAUUUGACAAAAAAAACUAAUUCGUUUGUUGAGUAUUAUAAUGAGUGUCUUAUAAAUAGAUGAUAUAAGUAUAUAUACAUAAAAAAUAAAUACAUCGUUGUACAAUGUUCUAUGUUUGUUAAUAUGUUUGCUUUGUACCCAACAACUGUACAAAAAUUCUUUCAAUCUUUCCCUGUCGGAAUCCAAAUUAAUUAUGCGCAUACGAAACGGAUGCGAAUAUUUUCCUUGAAUUCCGACUACCAAAUAUGGAAAAAUGACACCUUCCGGUGAGUCUUUUUCUCCAAAGAAAUAUAUAGAAUCUGUGCCACAUUUGACUUAGUGCCACUUUUCUCUGCUGUGUUUCGAACAACUCGAGUACUCCUGUUGAUUCCUCCUACCUAAUGUAAUCAGUACCUUUUUGAAAAAUCAAUGUAUAAUUAUUAAAAAAAAAAAUAAUAAAUUAAAAUGACUGCUCGUCCGGAAGUGAUUUAGUUGUCGCCGCAUUAAACAGAAUUUAUUAAAACCGGGACCAAUUAAUGAAAGCUUGUUAAUUGGAAAUUAAGCGCAAAGAAUACCAUUAAAAUGGCGGGACGAUCCGGAUCACCACCGGACACGCGUUCUUAACACGUCGGCAAGUUAAAAAAAGUCGGUGGAUAAAUUUUGUGAUUAUAUUUAUCAUUUUUCCAAAACGACAAAAAAUUUAAAUGAUUAUCAAUAAAUUAUAUGAAAACAGAUCUGAAUUUAUUUAUGACUAUGAGUGAUACGUUAAUCUGUUAAUUCUGUUUGCUUGUACAGAUGUGGAGUGAAAAUCAUGUAUUUGAACUUAUAGGAACACCAAUUAUUGUGAAUGAAUAAAAUUUAUUGUAUGUUUUAUCAAUGUAUAAGUAAAUAGAAUAUUUAUUAUAUUCUAAAAGGAUAUUGUAUAUUUUAUUUGUCGCAUUAAAUUUUUUUAAGCGUU
This is a messenger RNA of Aethina tumida (small hive beetle), 7196 nucleotides long. RefSeq lists its product as uncharacterized. Gene Ontology annotation, biological process: regulation of small GTPase mediated signal transduction; activation of GTPase activity. The record is from RefSeq and is a predicted model, not a curated record. The transcript is spliced from 18 exons. Bases 180 to 4967 code for a protein of 1595 amino acids. Gene Ontology annotation, cellular component: cytoplasm. Gene Ontology annotation, molecular function: protein binding; GTPase activator activity. Lineage: Eukaryota; Metazoa; Arthropoda; Insecta; Coleoptera; Nitidulidae.